This is a messenger RNA of Brassica rapa (field mustard), 760 nucleotides long. Its product is annotated as pleckstrin homology domain-containing protein 1. The record is from RefSeq and is a predicted model, not a curated record. NCBI's taxonomy places the organism in Eukaryota, Viridiplantae, Streptophyta, Magnoliopsida, Brassicales, Brassicaceae.
CCGAUAAUACGCAGCGUGAACACGACCGACUUCAUAGAAAGAGUGACCAAUACGCUGCGUUUUAAAGGAAAUCAAUUACAAAAAAGGAAGCGAUCAAGGCAGUUGAGACUUGAGAGACGAGCCGUGUGUGAGAGAGAGAUUUAAGGAGAGACUGAGGAGGAUGGAGAAUCUAUGGCGAAUCGCGACGGGUCAAGAUCCGAACCGAGAAGAUUACGAAGGGAUCGAGUUCUGGUCAAACCCAGAGCGAUCCGGUUGGCUAACCAAGCAGGGCGAUUACAUAAAGACCUGGCGCCGACGCUGGUUCGUGCUCAAGCGAGGGAAGCUCCUCUGGUUCAAGGACCAAGCCGCCGCCGAAACCCGCGGAUCCACGCCGCGCGGCGUGAUCUCGGUGGGGGAUUGUCUGACAGUCAAAGGAGCUGAGGACGUGGUGAACAAGCCUUUCGCCUUCGAGAUUUCCAGCGGGAGCUACACCUUGUUCUUCGUGGCGGAUAACGACAAGGAGAAAGAGGAGUGGAUCAACUCUAUCGGUAGGUCCAUCGUGCAGCACUCGAGAUCGGUUACUGAUUCUGAAGUCCUCGAUUACGAUCACAGGCCGUGACUUUAGCUCAAACUCUUCGAUGUAAUGUUUGAUUUUACGAUUUCGCCUUUAGGGUUUCCACUCUUGUGUCUCUUCUCUUGCUUAAUUAUUGUACCUCAACGCAAUGUAAGUAUGGCUUCUAGAUCCUAAUGUCUCUUUGUUAUGAUUUAUCUUCUUGAUCGA